UCAUUGAAAUUCCAAGUGAAAAGGGUUUAGCUAUCCUAGUUAGGGCAGGCAAAAUCAAAAGGGUUUUGCUUUCUUUCUUCAGAAAAAUCAGAAUAUGAAGCUUAAACAGUUAGAAUCUUAUCUGGGUAAUCUUGACCAGUUCUCAAACCCAAAGAUUGAACUGGAACAGUACCCGACAGGAUCUCAUAUUGCAUCUCGAAUGUUAUACACUGCAGAGAAUUCAUUUGGGGAUAUAAGUGGGAAAGUAGUUGCAGAUUUUGGUUGUGGGUGUGGUACUCUAAGUAUUGCAAGUGCUCUUUUGGGUGCUGAAUAUGUUCUCGGAAUUGAUGUUGAUACCGAUUCCCUUGAAAUUGCGGGAGAAAACGCAGAGGAUCUUGAGGUGGACAUAAAUUUUGUUCAGUGUGACAUCAACAAUCUGAAUUUGAGAGGUAAAAUUGUUGACACUGUUGUAAUGAAUCCUCCAUUUGGUACAAGGAAAAAGGGUGCAGACAUGAAUUUCCUCGCCGUGGCUAUGAAGGUUGCAUCACAAGCUGUUUAUUCCUUGCAUAAGACAACGACCAGAGAUCAUAUAAAGAAGACAGCGUUACGGGAUCUAAAUGCUAAAAGUGCCGAGGUCAUAUGUGAGCUUCGAUAUGAUGUGCCACAGCUUUACAAAUUUCAUAAGAAGAAAGAGGUUGAUAUUGCAGUAGACCUAUGGAGAUUUGUUCCUCAGAGAGAUCAAGACAGGUAAUCAAAUCAUCGUAAUCUUCACUAUUUAGGUGAAAGAGAUUUGGUAAUGUAGUGCAUCUUAGACAAAGUACAUGAUGAAUCUGAUACAAAAAGGUAUGUAACUGUAAUGUACAAUGGUUCGGAUUGGGUUGCAAUCAAAUGCACCAUUAUCUGUUUUAUCAUCGCGUAUGCAAUUUAUCGAGCCAAAUUAUAUUUGUAGUAGUCAUUUCCAGCUUGAUUUUUAUGACUGCCAACUUUGAUUUGGCUGAUCAUGACCCCAUGUACAAGUUGGUAACGGGAUGUAAUGGGCUUGGGGGUCCAAAUUUAGAGUCUAAUCCAGUGGUGGAGUUCAGUCUAGUGCAUUCCUAUUUUCAGGUUGGUAUUUGAGAAGAACUAUACCGUUAUUUCUAAGUUUCUAACAGGUGCUAAUUAUUCCAA
Papaver somniferum (opium poppy) is the source of this 1146-nucleotide messenger RNA. Its product is annotated as methyltransferase-like protein 5. Gene Ontology annotation, molecular function: nucleic acid binding; rRNA (adenine-N6-)-methyltransferase activity. Bases 95 to 730 code for a protein of 211 amino acids. The transcript has 9 exons. Gene Ontology annotation, biological process: rRNA methylation. The record is from RefSeq and is a predicted model, not a curated record. Lineage: Eukaryota; Viridiplantae; Streptophyta; Magnoliopsida; Ranunculales; Papaveraceae.